GUUGUUGUUGUGUAGUGUUGCCACUUCUCUCUCGUGAACUGAAGUGAACAAGACACAUAUUCCUUCCCAGUUCCCAUUCUGAAACCCAUGGAGCCGAAGAACAACGAAGAAGAAUGGGGGAAAACCGCAUGGGAAUUCCUAACCCAAGUUCGAACCCAAUCACCAUUGAUUCAAUGCAUAACCAACUUCGUCUCCAUGGACCUCAUGGCCAACACCCUCUUAUCCGCCGGAGCCUCCCCCGCCAUGCUCCAUUCCCUCCCUGAAAUCCCCCACUUCACUCCACGCGCCGACGCACUUCUCAUCAACCUCGGCACGCUCUCCCCCUCCUGGCUCCCCUCCUUCAACUCCGCCGCUGAGCUCUGCCACUCGCUCGGCACGCCCUGGGUCCUCGACCCCGUCGCUGUUUCCGCCUCGCCUUUCCGAUUCAACGCUUGCCUCGAACUGCUUCGCUUCAAACCCGCCGUUAUUAGGGGAAAUGCCUCCGAGAUCAUUGCCCUCUCCAUGCCUCAACACUCCACCACCGAUUCCACCAAGGGUGCGGACAGUACUCACGAGUCAACGGAUGCAGUUGAAGCUGCGAAGUUGCUGGCUCAACGAACUGGUGCCAUAGUUGCAGUUACAGGAGCCACAGACAUUGUCACGGAUGGAAAUCAAGUCGUUGGUGCUCGCAAUGGGGUGGCGUUGAUGCAGAAAAUAACAGCAACCGGGUGUUCUGUUACUGCACUGAUUGCUGCCUUUGUUGCCGUUGAUAAGAGCCAUGCUUUAGAUGCAACAGUAUCAGCAUUAGCUGUAUUUGGUGUUGCCGGCGAGCUAGGAAUGAAGGAAGCUAAAGGUCCUGCAUCAUUGCGAAUGCACUUGAUAGAUGCACUCUAUGGGCUUGAUGAAGCUGCUUUGAAAUCUCAUGUUAAUAUCACUAGUUUGUGUUGAAAUGUGAAGAUCCACAUGUGCCACAUGCAAACUGGUAAUAAUAUUUAUAUGUAUACCUAUUGUAGUUGUCUAUCUAAUGAUGAUCCAUCAAUUGAACAUGAAGAUGGAUUACUAGUUUGAUUGACACAGUCGCAGUAGAGAUCCUUCUACAACUUUUGUCUAUAAUCACUAGAAGCUAUCUCUAGUAAUUGCAGGAUGUUCGUAUAGUUCCAAAUAUCUCAUGGUUCCACCUUUCCCUUGUAGUUUUGUUUUUUGAGAGUUAACUCUUCAUAAUUUCUGUUGAUUUAUAUGAAUUGGUUUGGUGAAAGUUGUUCAUGAA
Messenger RNA from Lotus japonicus, 1246 nucleotides. RefSeq names its product hydroxyethylthiazole kinase. The transcript has 2 exons. The record is from RefSeq and is a predicted model, not a curated record. Lineage: Eukaryota; Viridiplantae; Streptophyta; Magnoliopsida; Fabales; Fabaceae. Gene Ontology annotation, molecular function: hydroxyethylthiazole kinase activity; magnesium ion binding; ATP binding. Bases 88 to 927 code for a protein of 279 amino acids. Gene Ontology annotation, biological process: thiamine biosynthetic process.